This is a messenger RNA of Fonsecaea multimorphosa CBS 102226, 1317 nucleotides long. RefSeq lists its product as uncharacterized. Gene Ontology annotation, biological process: secondary metabolite biosynthetic process. The record is from RefSeq and is a predicted model, not a curated record. The coding region runs from base 1 to 1317 and encodes 438 amino acids. Lineage: Eukaryota; Fungi; Ascomycota; Eurotiomycetes; Chaetothyriales; Herpotrichiellaceae. Gene Ontology annotation, molecular function: monooxygenase activity; FAD binding. The transcript has 4 exons.
AUGUCUCCCCACGCUGUCAACACCCAAGUGAUUGAGGUGAUCAUCGUAGGCGCUGGUAUUGCUGGUCUCGCCGCGGCGCUCGCCAUCCACGACGCCGGUCACCACGUUACCAUUGUCGAAGGCGCGUCUGUCCUACGAGAGAUUGGCGCCGGGGUCUUGAUCUCCAGCAACGCGACACGCGAACUCAUCCGCUGGGGCCUCGAAGACGACCUGAGAGAUGUCAUUGUCCAGAGCAGGGUCUCGAGGGUGCUGAGAUGGGACGAUGGAAAGGUGCUCAGCGAGGUCCACAUGGAUCCGAGUUUUGCACUCAAGAAGUACGAUGCACCAGUGUGGAUGAUCCAUCGCGCAGACCUUCACACAGCAAUGCUGAAGAAGGUGAAGAGCUUGGGGAUUGAGAUCAAGCUGGCGUCUAGAGUAGUCGAAGCCGACGUGGACAAGGCCAGCGUGACUCUCGCCUCGGGGGAGGUGUUGGACUGUGACUUCAUCGUCGGAGCGGACGGUGUCAGGAGCAAGAUGCGGGAUAUCAUCUCGCUGAAGCCCGUUCCCGCCCUGCCGACCGGAGACUACGCCUUCCAAUUCGCUUUGGAAAUCGAAAAGUACAAGAAUGAUCCGGUGAUUGCGCCGUUGGUGGAAGGCCAUGCGGCCACUGCUUGGUGGGGGCCGGGCAGGCAUGUCAUCGGGACGCUUCUCCGCGGCGAGAAGCUCUUCAAUUGUGUCGCAGUCUUCCCCGAUGACGGCUCUCUCGGCGACGAGCACAAGCAACUGGGAGCAGACGUCGAUGAACUGCGCCGGAAUUUCAGUGACUGGUGUCCAGCUGUCCGCACCAUUCUCUUCCAUGCAGACCCCAGCUCCAUCGUCAAAUGGAAGCUUCAAGAUCUUGAUCCGCUCGAGUCCUGGCACCGCGGACACGCCGUCCUCAUUGGUGACGCUUGCCAUCCCAUGCUGCCAUACCUUGCCCAAGGCGCAUCUCAAGCGAUAGAGGACGGUGCUGUGCUAGCCCAAUGUCUCGCCCAUCUGCCGCUCGACCGCGUUGGUCGCGCCUUUCAGGACUUGCGGUUUUCUCGUGCCACGCAGAUUCAGCAGCUGGCCCGCAAGCAGAAGACCGAGAACCACUACCCGGAUGGGCCAGAACAGCAAGCGCGGGACGAAAGGCUCAAGGACCCGACUCAGGUAAGGGCGUGGCAGUGGGAGCCGGUGGCGGGCAAGCCGACCAAGAGCUGGAGCGACGGACUGUUUGGGUAUGAUUCGAAGAUUGAAUGCGAGGAGUAUUUCAGAGAACAUGAUGCUGGACGACUUUUAGUGAAACAGGCCGUAUAG